Messenger RNA from Carassius carassius (crucian carp), 2003 nucleotides. RefSeq lists its product as uncharacterized. The coding region runs from base 245 to 1972 and encodes 575 amino acids. NCBI's taxonomy places the organism in Eukaryota, Metazoa, Chordata, Actinopteri, Cypriniformes, Cyprinidae. The transcript is spliced from 9 exons. The record is from RefSeq and is a predicted model, not a curated record.
ACAUAAGAAUACAUAUGUUUUACAACACCCACGGGCAGAAAUUAAGGAAAAAAAGUGCCUAUUCUAAGCUACGCGCCAAAAAACCGCCUUUUCCCAGAGAACGCGUCAUAUGACGUAACGACAGGCAAACAUAGGCGCUGCAGCCCUGGUUCUCAGUGUGGGUUUACGUAGUCUGAGAGGUGGAAACAGAAAAUAGAGAUUGUCGUUAUCGUUAUUAUAGUUAUAGUAGGUUUGAGUUGUCACAAUGGUGAAUUCUUGUGUUUGUUUUGGAUGCAACAACUCCAACUUGUCUGGCCAUCGGGUCCACCGAUUUCCAAACAAGAAACACAAAGAUUUCCGUGCUUGGAUACGUUUCGUCCAGGCAAAGAGAAGCAAUUUCGCUGCCUCCUCGUUGACUAGACACACGGUGGUAUGUGAAAAACACUUCACACCGGACAGCUACAACCAAGGAGAUCUUAUGGAAUUUCGCAUGGGAUUUCGACGAAAAGAGUGGGUUAGGCUGGCAAAUGGAGCUGUGCCAUCGGUGCAUGCAAGUCCACCUGCAAAAUCUGGCGGGAGUGAAGAGUCUAACGUUAAUGUUAGCACUAGCAGAGAAUCUGCGCGUCGAAAACGGGAGCUUUGCACAGCCUGCGGAACUUGUGGCUAUGAGCGUUACUGGCAAAACCAAGAGAAGGUGCAUCGAAACAUGCCUGCCUGCAACCUUUUACUCAGCGGUGCCAUCCACUUCUCAGGUUGCAUGGCUACUCAGACAAUCAGGAUGCUGAAGCUGUUUGGACUGCAGUGCAUAAGUCCCGGCACUUUUUUCCGCCAUCAGCGCUAUUACACUAUCCCUACCAUCGUGCAGGCCUGGAGGAAUGAGCAGAGUGGGAUCAUCAGGGAGUUGAAGGAGACUGGGGGUGGAUUGAUCCUGUCUGGUGACUGCAGAUCAGAUUCUCCUGGACACUGUGCCAAGUAUGGUAGCUACUCCUUGAUUGAGGAUCGAAUUAACAAAGUUUUGGAUGUUCAGCUUGUCCAAAGCUCAGAAGUCCCAAGCAGCUCUUGGUGUGAGCUAGGGGGUCUAAAGCGGAGUAUGCAGUUCCUGAUGGACCAAGACAUGCAAGUGUCUGCUCUGAUAACAGACAGAAAUCGGCAGGUGGCCAAGUGGGUACGUGAGAAAAUGUGUUCAGAAGGAACAAAGCAUUUCUUUGACGUCUGGCAUAUUGGGAAAAGUGUACAGAAAGCACUGGAUGCUGCUGCAAAAGAGAGGGACUGUGAGGAUCUGAAGCUGUGGAGGCCUGCCAUUAUCAACCAUCUCUAUUGGACCGCAGCUUCCACCCCUACAGGAGAUCCAGAUGAGAUGCAGGCAAAAUGGCAGAGUAUGAUAAAUCAUGUACAGAACAUACAUGAACACAGCUCUCCAGCAUUUACCAGCUGCGCACAUCCACCGUUGGAAGGAGAGGCAAGAAACAAGGAGUGGCUGGAACCAGGAUCACCAGCAGCCACUAAACUGGAGAGUGUAGCUGCCAGGAAAGCACUGGUAAAGGAUAUUCGACAAUUGUCACCUCAGCAUCAGACAUUCUCCCUGGAGGCCUACCAUUCCCUUAUUCUGCACUUUGCUCCCAAACACACUGGCUUUUCUUUUCUUGGGAUGUACAGCAGACUUCUCUUGGCAGCCCUACAUUUCAAUAGUAAUGGCAACAGAGAUGUAGCGCGUACUAGUGAGGGUGAGGUACGCUACGCUGUUCGCUACCCACGGUUUCGGAAAGGUGGCUGGGUAGUCCACCCCAUCAAGGAGAAACCAUCUUACGGAUACGCAACAAAUCUUAUGGUCUCUCUGGUAGAGGAAUACUGCAAGUCACCACAGGCCCUACAAGAAAGCAGUGCCGUCUUGUCCUCUGCUGCACCGCCCCCCCUCACCUCUUCCGUCCAGAAGGUUGCCAAGGAUGAGGCAGUCAGCCUCCAUCUCGCACGACACUCACGUUUUAACAUGUAAUAAAAGAUCAAUUGUACCAGUACAGUUUGUU